Messenger RNA from Daphnia carinata, 2953 nucleotides. Its product is annotated as fanconi-associated nuclease 1-like. The record is from RefSeq and is a predicted model, not a curated record. Gene Ontology annotation, molecular function: 5'-3' exonuclease activity; flap-structured DNA binding; 5'-flap endonuclease activity. Gene Ontology annotation, cellular component: nucleus. The transcript has 7 exons. Bases 173 to 2941 code for a protein of 922 amino acids. Lineage: Eukaryota; Metazoa; Arthropoda; Branchiopoda; Diplostraca; Daphniidae. Gene Ontology annotation, biological process: interstrand cross-link repair.
GUCGGCGCCCAUUGUCUCGGUUUUUAAACCCACAAAUACAACCUGCGUGAGUCAAGAAGAAAAUUUUGAAUAAAGUGAAUACGUGAUGCAAAAUUAUUGGUAAACUGCUGCCAAUGAAAACUAACCCCGAAAGCUAGUAGUAGGGAGUAAAGAAGAACAAUACAUCACAAAAAUGAAUCGCAAUCGAAAAUCAGUGAGCAAGACACCAGUUCAAAAAACAAAUCUAUUCCAUUUUUUUCAACGCACGCCUGUUUCUGUUUCCUCAACGCAAUUAGAUGCGACUGAAUCGACAACGACACCAUCUUCAAAUUUACCAAACUCAUCUGCCACCCCAGUUAUUACAAGAGCCAGACCACCAAUAGAAUGCCCUGGCUGCAGCAAGAUUGUGCAAUAUUAUAAACUAAAUGAUCAUCUUGAUAAUGAGUGUAUUACCUCACUACAAAAUUCAUCUGGCAGCAGCCAAGAGAUAAGUCUGGCAUCAAAAACAAAAAUAAAUGACCUGGUUGUACCCGAAUUAGUUUUGACAACUCCUUCAAGUAUUACAACUAAGAAUGAAGAAAACAUAUUGAGUGUGUCAUUAGUAAAACUAGAUUUAAGUCCUUCUUCAACAUCAACUAUCACUAAAGAAGAGACAAAAGAUCCCUUACCGAUAAAUGAUGUUUUGCGUACUACUCCUUCAACACCUAAAAUUCAAAAGGAAGAAAGAAAGUAUUAUUCCACAUCAAAGAAAACUUUUGCCAGAAGACAGCAGAUUUCAGCACAGUUCAAGGAUCGUCUAAUGAAAACAGAUAACCAGAAAAACUCAGACACUACCAUCAACAAAUUUUCUGAUUGGUCUAAUAUUAAAAAGAAACUGUUUGUUGAUGAAGCAAAACCUACCAAGUUUGAAGGGCUUCCUUAUUAUCUGGAAACUUUUCUCUUUUUGCUAAAAACAACUUUUGAUGAACCCCUUCAUCAACACUUGUUUAAUGAAGAAGAUCACCAUACAUACAACCAAUUUAAAUGUUUAUCUUUGGAAGCACAAAAACUUUAUGCCAGGUUGUUUUCUAGAAAAUUUCAAUGGCGUAGAAAAGAAAAAAUAACAUACGGAGACAUCGCAGCCGAUUUGGGAAAUGCCUUAGCAGAGUUACGUUCGACGUCCUUUCUCCUUGGAAUAGACCAACUCGAUGAUUUACCAACACUUCUUAAACUACUCACACAGUUCGAACUUAAACAACUUUUUAAAGAGACAAAAAUUCCUUUUAAUGGAAAAGGAAACGCCACUGAGGCGUUACUGAAGCACUGCCGAAGCCAACCUUGUCUAUCCGGAAGUGUUCAGUCGAUGAAAGAUCGCAUGACGGCUAAAAUCAAACGUCAGUACGUCAAGGAAUGUUACAAGUUAAACGAGGAGACACGCCGCAUAUUCUUGCGUCUUAUCUUGCUAAGUACGCUCCAUCAGCGCCAGGAAGACGAAGAAGAAAAAGGACAGCAACAACAGAGUUUUAAAAUGCUUCAAGUCAAGAUUGGAGAAAAGUCCUAUCCGUCUUAUCGCAUCUUCAGACAAACAGCAAUAUUUAAACAGCGGGAUCACUUUCUUAAAUAUGGUGAAGCUUCUCUGCUGGAACUGCAGAUCAGAGAUUCUUACGAUAACAAGCAGUGGGAAGCUUUGGUAAAAAUGACUGAACCAAUUCAAACAACUUUUGAGGAGUAUUCAAAAGAUUAUCAUCGAGAUGAUCUCGAUUUACCUCUUUUUCUACGGAGAUACACAGCUGGUUCGAUUUAUGUUUACAUUUUCGACAAACGUAUUGAGGCUCUUCAAUGUUUGAAGAGAUACCGCGAAGCAGUUGAUCUCAUUAGGAUGUUAAUUAAUCAGAACGUUUACUUGCCUACCCAUCGAGGCUACUGGUACGAACGUCUCGCUUUAAAUUUGGAACAGCAUCUAAAAGAACCCUACGAGGCUUUCGAGAUGAUUAAGAAUGCAUUAAAUGAUUCGUGGGUUAGCCCAGCCCACAGAUUUGCACUUAGUCAGAGAGCCACGAGACUUUGUCAGUCACCUAGAUGGAAACAAAAGUUGGGACCUCUUCUUGACGCAUUACCUCUCUUAACAGCUGCGGAACCCCGUUGCGUGAUCAUCACUGGACGCUCUCUACCUAGAGACUUACCGGGACACAAGUCGAUGUUUAUCCGCGGAGAUUCCGAUGCCAAUAUGGAUGUUGGUGACAUUACGCUAUGCUCUGUGGAAGAGCUCGUUCUUCAGCACUAUAUGGAGAAUGGAUACACCCAUGGCGUUCACGGUGAAGGAUCUACGUUAUGGACAGUCAUUGGCCUGCUAUUUUGGGAUAUUAUUUACAAAUCUGAAAUUGCCGAUGUUUUCCUCAGUCAAUUCCAAGCCAUACCUCUCGAUUUUGAUACGCUUGAUUUCUAUCAGUCUCGCCAAUCAGCCAUAGAACAUCGUUUGGACCGCAUUCGCAACUGGUCCAGCUCUGAAAUAAUGGAAGAGAUUGCUAAAAUUUGGGACGAAAACCACGGUCAAACGUCACUGGUUUUUUGGGAUAGAUUUUGCGACUUGGACCACGUCGGCGGAUUAGUUCAGUGCAUAUCUCCACACACUUUAGCAGCCAUUUCACAGCGACUUCUCCAGAACUAUCGGCACUACAGAUCAGGAUUCCCUGACUUGACGGUAUGGAAUCCCAAAGAAAAGAAGUGGAGAAUAAUCGAAGUUAAAGGUCCCAACGAUCGCCUUUCUCCGAAACAAACUUUGUGGCUGGAUUUCCUUGUCUCGCUUGGGGUAGAAGCAGAAGUUUGUCACGUUCAAGCCGUUGGCGCUAAACGAAUGGGGGCUACUCCUCAGGUGACUGUCAAAAGCAAAUCCCCAAGAACAUUGGAAGAUGAAGAGGGACAUGGAAACGAAAAGGUUGUGCGGAAAUCCCGUCGCGUGAAAGCUAAAAUGGAUAAUAUAUAGAAUUAUUUUAUU